Molecule: messenger RNA, 15180 nt
Organism: Spirodela intermedia
Lineage: Eukaryota; Viridiplantae; Streptophyta; Magnoliopsida; Alismatales; Araceae
Source: the annotation of a GenBank genome assembly
AUGUUUUAUUCUUUCCCUGAGUUGAGGCUUAGAAAACUCCUGAUGUCUCCCUCCUUUCAAAAUUUUCCAGGUUCUGUUCGAUCAGUGGCAGUAGUCGGUGGUGGAGUUAGGUACGCUUUCAUGAACGUUUGAUUAUUAGCAUUUCAUUUUCGACGUUUGAAUACGUAAUUCCUUUGUGGACACACGGGGAUUUUCUACCAGCUGAGUUUACUGCCCCUGUGCUAGUUCAAGUACAGCGGUAUAUAUAUGGAUGGCUUCCAAACCUCGAAGCGUAUGUAAGGGUGGGUAUCAGUCUGUGUCCAGUGGCCCUUUCCAUGGGUAGUUUCUUUUUCACAUGGAAGUUUUUAAGAUGCCAGACGGUGACGAUCUAGAUGCUCAUGUAUUUCAUGGCAUGGCAUUUCUUAUACUCGACUUUCAACAUUUGACUGGAUCCUGUUAUCGACGUGCCAGAGUUUGUCACUUUUUCCUUCUGCUAAUGUCCCAUUUUGUUUUUAUCUAUAUCUAGAUGCAUGUUAAUAUUUCCUGCAAUGAUCAACAGUGGGCUUGCUGCUGCGUACAAGCUGAAAUCAAAUGGGUUGCGGGUUGUUGUCUUUGAAGCUGAAGGAAGGGCUGGAGGAAAACUUAGAAGUGGUUCUCAGGAAGGUCUUAUAUGGGAUGAAGGAGCCAACACUAUGGUAUGCUUCAUAGAACAUUUUGUUAUUAAAUUUCAAUGCAAGGGCUGGUGUUUUUUUGUGGUUAUUUUCUUCUCAAGAAAAUAUUAGCUGAAUUUUAUGAGGAUUAUCAUUUUAAAAGCUUAUCUUUUUCUGCAGGCAGAAAGUGAGGAGGAGGUUGGCAUGUUAUUUGAUGAUGUAGCCCUGCGGGACAAGCAGCAGUAUGUAUGUUUUCUUUUGCAGACUUAGUGUUCCUCAUCACAUAAUCUGACACAGUUUAUUCAGAAUGUAUGAUAGCAUUAAUGUUUGAAGAAAAUGAGGAAAAAGCCAGGAUAUUAUUAAUCUCCAUGAAGUCUCUCAUUCACCAAGUUCUACUGACAACAUAGGAACGUUAUCAUUUACCCGAAUUUUAGGUUUUACCAAAAAGAUAGAAUGAUUCCUUACCCACACCAAAAUUUUCACAUUUAAUAUCGAAAUGAAAAAGACUAUACUAUAAAUGCUUGGCCAUAAUUAUGGGGAAUAAUUUUAUAAGACUGACUAUAUUUUUCGUGGAUACAACACCUAAAUCAGUGGGUCUCUAAUUUUGUAUGGGAUUUAAAGUGUACAGAAAUUAUUGAUACAGUGUGGUUUAUAUCCAUAUGUUUUGUGACGUGUUGGAUGAUUGUUUAAAUAUUGGGAUCAGCUUUCAUCUUUGUCAAUGAACCUGUAUUGGUUGAUGCUACUGGUCUUCUUUGCUGAUACCUUUUGUAUAGUGUCAAGAAUUGGUUGAAGGGUAGAGGGAAAAAAGACGAAUUUUCAGCCCUGAAUAUGAAAUAAAUAUGGUAUUAAUGUCAUUUUUCGUAUACACAUGAUCAACGGCUGACUAGCUAUCUACCUGUAGGAAGCAUAAAGAUGGUGAAUCUGCAAUGUAUGUGCUUUUGCCUUGCAGUAUUUGUUGUGUAUUUGUCUUUUUCGAUAAUAAGGGAAAAUAUUAUCUGCCUCAGGGAGCACUUUUAAAGAAAUUACUUUCGAGCAUUUUUGAAACAGGGAAAGGAAAAUUUUAAUUUCUCAGUAUUCUCGUGAAAGAAAUUUAUUUCAGUACGCACUUUGUAAUAAAUUUCUUUGAAAAAAUGAAUCCAAAAGCACCUGUGCCUUCUGUACUAAAAUGUGUCUAACAUCUAUGCAUUGGCAGGCAACGUCUUGGUUAGUUUUUAUUAUAAUGGUCAAGAACUUUCAAGGAUUUAUAUUUAAACUUUCUUGUGCUGCAGCCACUUUCGCAAAACAAGCGGUACAUUGUGAGAAACGGAAUUCCUGUACUGGUAUGUUUAUGCACACCUACACUUCAAUCAUAAUGUCUUAGGCUAUCCAUGACAGAAAAAGAAAAUUUCUUCGUUCACCUUCAUUUACAUUUUUUGCGAGUUAAAUUGCUAUUUCUUUAUUUUCUCCCUGCUUUUGAUACAGAUUCCGUCAGAUCCCGUUUCUCUGAUCAAGAGCAACUUUCUUUCGACAAAAGCAAAGGCAGGUACUACUGCCAUUAUUUGAUAAGAUAUUUAAGUAUUUUCAUAAAUUAAUCACAUUCCUUUUUUUUCUCCCUCUCUGACCUGACAUCAGUUAAAUGCCCAUUUAGCUUUAGAGUGUUUUGCAUGGGGUGUGCCAUUGGUUUUGAAAAAUGUAUUGCCAAAGUCAUUUUUGGGCAAGUAUCUGUUGUCCUGCAUCUCACUGGAAGAAUACAGAUCAAAAUGAUGAAAUUAAUAACUAAGAUUGCCUUAAUUCCUUCUUAGCUCUUUCCAAUGUGUUCAAACAGACUUUCCUAGCUCUGUGUGAUACACAAGAACAUCACCACUUAUGCUUAGUUAUGAAAUGUUACUAUCAUCUGCGUGGCUGCGGUAUUUUUAAUAAAUAAUGGAGGAAGGGGGGUAGAUAGUGUAUCACUCAAAUAGGCUGUGCUAUAAAGGAGGAUAAAAGUUUAUUUUAUUAUUAAGUUAUAAUGGGAAAUUAUGGUAAGGUAAAAAUCAUUCUUCUUUUUAAAGGUUUUUUUGCUUUGUUGUCAUGUAGAACUCCGAAACUCAUUAUCUUAUACAAUCUCUUUUUCAUUCUUGAAGGCAAUAUGGAUUUAUAUCUUUUGUUCACCUAAUAUGUGCCCUGUCGCUUUGUGUAUGCAGUUUCGAAUGUUAUUAGAGCCGUUGGUUUCUUACAGGAGAACAAAGCCCUCAAAGGUGUCCAAUGAACAUAUAACAGAAAGGUGGUUACGAAUACCACUUAUAUCUCUUCUCGUGUAUUAUUCAUGCCUUACGUGGGCUAUGAGUUUGUCUAUAGUUUCGUGUCUAUUUUAUUUUCCUUUUGUAAUUAAUUACUUUAUCAUUGCAUCAUUGCAUCCAUGCAUUUUCGAAUGAGCAUAAGCUUCGUCGGAGUAUACUAGUUAUCGUAUAUUAAAUACAUGUAUGGAGGAUUUAAUGGAAUUUCGGUUUUCAAUGGAGAGUAGGAUGUGCUUCAAUUGCUGAGGUAUAAAAACAAACCAUAAGCUCCAAUUCUUAGGAUGUGCUCCAAGAUGUGCUCCAAUGCUGAGAGUAGCCGACUAUUCUUCAUUCCAAGAUGUGCUCCAAUUCUUUUAGUCCUGGGAGUGGUUCACUCCAUCUGAUGGCCUCUGCGGAAGCUAUGUUACCCUAACACUCAUACAUCUAAAAGCCAAAUUUUAUAAUGAUUUUGAUAGCAAUAAGGCCUCAAAUUUUGUGUCAACAGCUUGAGAUGCAGUGUAUUUAUUAUAAUCCACCUCAUUGAAGACAGAAAAUGGCCCUGGCUGUCCCCACUGUAGGUUGUGGGUCUUAACUCUGUACGUAGGCAUGAAAUGGCAUUCUUAAGGCUUGAUCAUACAGUGAUAAAACCUGCUCCUUAGUGCGAGAAUGGACUCUUGUCAUUGUGUAGUCGAAAAAGGCCGCAAAGCUUGUCCUUCCUGGCUGUUUGUUUUUUCCACGAAGGACCUCAUUAAAGUGAAAUUGCACUCCAACUUGCAAACUCUCUCAGGGCGACAUUAUCUUUCUGUUGAUAUCAUUGGUUUCUACAUUGAUAGUUCUUGUUUUCUCUAAGUGGAUGGCUUUAUGUAGGUGGUUUUUUUCUUAUUCACAAUAGAUAUGGUGGAUAGCUCUUCAUGAAGCAUAUUUAAUGCAAAAUCUAGUUAUUGUGCGAUAAAUCAUAUCAACUUUCUAGUUGUGGGUGUGUUAGAAUUACAAUUCCGGUAGAGUGAAAACUUGAGGUCUUUUAAGGGUUACCAGGCUGCGUUUGUGGAGCCACUAUAAAAUCUUCUAUUGCUUGCCACGUUUUCCCUUGUCUUAUUGGUCUCAUUACUUAGUUAUUUUUGCCAUUUAAAAUUGAACUUUAGAUGCCCAGGUCACCCUCUUCCCUUUUUGCUGUGGCACUCAGAGAUAGUAGCAAGAAGCACAGGAUCACAUGUACAGGGUCUCUUUUUGCAACUAUGCAUCUAUUUUAUCAGUCAUGUUCAAUCAAAACACUAAUGAAACCAAAAGCACUUGUCUUGUAUACUUGAUCAUUUUUUUUACUUAUAUUAAGACGUAUCUACAAGUCAUUUUGGAUGUCGAAAAUAACUUGGGCUGGUGCCAGUAACCAUGUGGAGGACAGGGCACCUAUAAGCUGCCUCCUCACUUCUUUUGGCAAGCUUUUUGACCGACUGAGUUUGGGCAUGAGUUUGCCUACUUUUGAAAAGUAGACGUCUUGAUGGUCCUCAAUUUUGAAUUUUUUUCCUCCCCACUGUUUCUUUGUCUAAGCUUCACAAAUUUCCUGGAAAAAUGUUUCUCGUUAAAACGUUAAUCUGCACUGUCUGUACCCAUGUUAAGAAGACAAACACUUCAAGAAUAUGCUCAUUGAUGUUACUUCCUGACAGAACCGAGCGGCAUACUGUCCAGGAUGUAGCAUACUUGAUAUGACUUAUAAUACUUUUCUAACAGCUAUCUUCUAUAUUUCCCCUUAUCACAUUUUUGUCGAACGUGGGAGAAAUUUUCUGAGUUACCUGCACAUCCAUAUAAUGCAGUGUAGGGCAGUUUUUUCAGCGGCAUUUUGGAAAAGAGGUACGAUUUUUUUUAAAUCACUUUGUAGAAAUUCUCAUGAAAUAAUUUGGUACAAAGAAUUUAUCAGUUAUUCAUCUUUCUAUGUGUUUUUCAUGGAUGUCCUUUCCUUGAAGGUUGUUGAUUAUCUGAUUGACCCAUUUGUAGCUGGUACAAGUGGGGGUGAUCCUCAAUCGCUUUCUGUAAGCAUUACCUAUUUCUUUAAACAACUGUGCAUUGCAUAUGUCCCAUCAAUUCAAUAGCACGGUAGUAGAAAGAUUGUGCUAUUUACUGGUUUUUGUAACUAGGAGCGUAUGAUUCAACAUUUGCUUCCCAGUGCCGAAGCAAUUCUCCUCUGGGGGAAAGUGCAUUAUGAUCUGUAUUCCUACAUUUGAUCUGGUCUAUUGUUGUUAUCUGCAUAACAUAUAGUUUAAUGAAAAUUAUCUAUGUGCCAUCUUGUUAUUUAACUUCGUUUUUUUAGUGGUUACUCUGACACUUUACGGGGGCUGUUUAGUGGCAAAAUUGAUACGAAAAUUUAGUCUAAUCAAUUUUUUUUACCAUAAUCCUAGUUUAAUUUUCUAUAUAUUUUUCUGACAGAUGCGGCAUGCAUUUCCUGAGAUAUGGAAUCUACAAGAGAAGUAAGAUCUGUGCUACUUGGCAUGACAACUGACUUAUUUUUGAGGAAAAGAAAUCCUUUAUUCCUAGCAGUUCACCAAAUGCUUUUGCUGUUUUGUUUCUCCUUUAGACAUGCAGUUGUACCUUGUAAAGCAAUGUCUUGCUUCUGGGAUUCUAGCUUACAUCAACCUAGAUACACUGUCAAUUCUUGUUCUUUCGUGUUUGUGGCUUCUUGCUGUUAGAAAUAAUUUUUUCAUCUACUGUUUAGUCCUUUAUUUUCCUGUCCAUCAUACCUUGUAACAAAACAAUAGACUGAACUGGUUCAAUUUGAACUGGCCCGGUUUACCCUCUCCCAUUUCAUAACAGCUGGUCGGUAUAAAUACCAACCAGCAUGUAAGCAUUUGUGUGUGAUGAAUUUAGGGCUUCAGACUUCUUCUAUUUUCGUGUCUCUCUCUUGUGUUACUGCUGGAGAAAGAAGGGAGGCAUUCGGAGAUGAUCAAAGUCCAACACGAUUACUAAUAUGGUAUCAAAGCACAGAUGUGAUCACUCCAGUCUCCUCUGAUCUUUUGAGCUUUUCGUGAACAACAAUCUUUUAUUUUCAAGAGAUAACACAUUUCUUUGUGACUUGUUAGAAUAAGUCACAAGUUGUCCAUUAAUUCUGCACCAUCUAGGUGAGAAUCUAGCGCUAUUGACCUACAAAACACGAACUUUGGGUUUGUGUCUUGAUCUGUAGAUUAACUCCUUCUUUCUAAAACAAAUAUACCUAAUUCUUGAGUUCUCAAGAAUGUCUGAAGCGAAUUCUAUGGUAGAACAAGAACAAUCCCGAUCUGUGAGGAACCUGGUUUAAUUUAUGGAGAUUUGCCAAUUAUACCAUAAACAGAUUAUCUAGAUGGUAGGAAUUACUUUGGAUGGUCUCAACAAAUUUGAGUUGUUCUUAAAGGAUGGGGAAUGGCAAAUCAUUUAGCUUAUCCAAGUUUGAAGGCUGGAGAUCUGAGAUUUAGAGCAUGGGACCAAAAAGACUCAAGAAUCAUGACUUGGAUGUGGACAAUCAUGAUUUUUGAGAUCUGUAGAACAUGUUUGUAUCUUCCUACAGCUAGAGCAAUUUGGGAAAAUUUAUAUUAGACUUAUUCAAGAGCAAGAGAUACUACACAACUUUAUGAAUCAAAGUUAAAGAUGAUAACCAUGAUGCAAGGGAAAAAAUCACUGACAUAAUACACUCAUGAAGUAAGAACAUUAUGACGAAUUUGAUCAAUAUAAAAUUAUUGAUAUGAGAGAUCCAUUUGAUGCAUCUUUGUAUAGAGAGGAAAUAGAAAAUGAUAAAACCUAUGAAUAUCUUGUGGGACUGAACUCUGAACAUGAUCAAGUUAGAAUUCAAAUCCUAAGAAGAGAGGAAUUACCUCCUCUGAAUGAAGUAAUCUCCCUCAUGAGAGGAGAAGAAAGUCAUCGGAACCUAAUGCUUGUUUCUUAUAAUGUGAAAAAUUCAGCAUUUAUGACUAAAAAUGAAAAACAUUAUGACAAUAAUAGUACCAAAACAAGGGGUGAAUCAAUAGGACAAGAGAGGACUUCUAGCAAUGAUUUUAGAGACAAGGCAUGGUGUUCAUAUUGUAAGAAAGUGAGGCACACAAUUGACAGGUGUUAUAAAUUACAUGGGAGGCCUCAAAGUCAUGAAUGGGCACAAAAGAAGGGACAACAAAUGAGUGAAAAUCAAAUACAUAUAUCUGUUGUCUAACAAGGGGAAGUAAAUACUUCAGCUGUCAUAGAAGAAGUUCCACAAGCCCAAGUAUUACAAGCUUUGUGUUCACCUAAAUGUUCAAGUAAGUCUUCAACUUUUAUUGGGUUGAGUGCCUCAACAAAUAGUAAAUCUUCACCCUAGAUCAUUGAUUCAGGGGCCACAGAACAUAUAACCUAUGCCUCUCAUCUAUUUAAUCAUAUGCUCAUCGUCCAAGCAAUAGAAAAAUUACCACAGAUGUUGGCUCCUUAGUCACAGUUGUUGGGAUAGGAAACAUUUGCCUAUCACUGUAUAUUACCUUGAAAAAUGUACUUCAUGUUCCUAUGUUGACCACCAACCUAAUUUUUGUUAGCAAACUCACAUGAGACCUAAGUAAUCUUGUGUUUAAUUCUAAUACUUAUUUGUUUUUUAACAAGAUGUAUGGGAGGAAAAUUGUAUGUGUUAGAGAAUGGAGUAGACUCUAUUAUUUAGAACUUCCAAGCUAAUCAAACAUUGCAAUAGAUCAAAAUAACAUUCUCAAGAACCUUGACCUGUCAAAUAGUGAAAAAUUUGGCUUCAAUAUCAAAGAUUAAGACAUCCCUCAUUUUUUAUUAUGAAGAGUUUGUUUCCUUCUUUAUUUCACAACUUGAAUACCUCUAAAUUCAAGUGUGAAGCAUGUGAAUUUGCCAAACAUCAAAAAAUACCCUUCCCUAAAAAUAAUAUGAAGUGUUCAAUACCUUUUUUCUAUGUUCAUAGUGAUGUAUGGGGGCCCACACACCUAGCACAAGUGGAGCUAGGUGGUUUAUCACCUUUAUUAAUGACUGUACAAGGAUGACAUGUAUUUAUUUGCUUAAAAAUAAAUUUGACAUAAGUAUGGCACUCAUACAAUUAUGUUCUUUAAUAAAAACUCAGUUUGAGACAACAAUUCAGAGGUUUAGAUCUGAUAACGUUGAAGAUUACUUCAAUCAUACCUUAACAUCUUAUUAUGUGUCUAUACACCCCAACAAAAUGGGGUGGCUGAACAGAAAAAUGAUCAUCUAUUAGGGAUGACCAGAGCUCUCAUUAUUUAAAACAAUGUACCAAAAAUUUUUGGAGUGAGGGAGUUCUUAUGGCUGGCCUACUUAUAAAUCGUCUAGCAACUAAAUCUUUGAAUUUUAAAAGUUUAGUUGACAUGGUAUCUUUCUUUUAUCCUCAUAUUCCAUUAAAAACGAACCUCAUACUUAGAAUAUUUAGUUGUACACCAUUUGUUCAUAUUCAUGAAGAGCAUACAGAAAUUAGAUCCUAGAGCUAUAAAAUAUAUUUUUGUAGGAUAUUCCCAAACAUAGAAAGGAUAUUAUUACUAUUAUCCUUCAACAAAGAAAUUUUUCAUCUCAAGGGAUGUUACUUUCAAUGAAAAGGAAGCAUACUAUAGCACAUCAAAUCAUCAUGAUAAGAUUCAAAUGUCAAAGGAUCUAGAAUUAGAUUUUUUACUUCUUAUUGUCAAUUCAUUAUCAGACCUCACUAUGGCUCCCAUCAAACCACUUAUUCUUGAAUUGACUCCUAAUGUAUACCUCGAAAGAGUAAGAUUUGGCUAAGUAUAUUCUAAAAAAAGGGAAAUACUUCAAAAUCUAUGCAUGUUCAAGAAUCCUUCUAGGAUGAGUCAAAUGAGACAUCUCAAACCAACACCUUACCUAUUGAUGAAGACUUACCUAUUGCCCUUCGAAAAGAGAAUAUACUAAAAAACUAUUAUAUUAUAUGACACUUUUUUUGUCAUAUAACAGAUUAUCACUUUCACACAAGGCCUUUGUAUCUAACUUAAAUUCUACCUCAAUCAUAAAGACUAUUUUUGAGGCUUUAACUCAUGAGAAGUGGAGACAAGCUAUGAAUGAGAAAAUGGAAGCUUUGAAAAAAAAUGAUACUUGAGAACUUAUACAUUUAGUAAUAUGGAAAAAGGUUGUUGGCUGCAAAUGGGUGUAUAUAAUUAAAUAUCAUUCAGAUGGAACUAUAGAAAGGCAAAGCCAGGCUAUUUGCAAAAGGAUAUAUACAAACUUAUGGAGUUGAUUAUCUUGAAACCUUUGCACCAGUAGUAAAAAUAAAUACAAUCAAAAUACUUUUGUCAUUGACUAUUAACUCUAAUUGAGCUCUUCAGCAAUUUGAUGUUAAGGAUGCAUUUUUACAUGAUGAAUUAGAAGAAGAAAUAUGUAUGGAGGUAUCAUAUGGUUAUGAGAGAAAUUCAGAUGCUAAUAUUGUGUGCAAACUGAAUAAAGCAUUGUAUGGACUAAAAUAAUGUCUUUCAGCUUGAUUUGGUAAAUUCAUGAAAGUUAUGCUCACAAUGGGAUAUAAACAAAGUCAAGGUGAUCACACUUUAUUUGUCUAACAUUCUUCUUCAGGGGGAGUCACAAUUCUAAUAGUUUGUGUAUGAUAUUAUUGUGACUGGAAAUGAUGAUGUAGAAAAAAAAAUUUAAGUCAAUGUUUAUCUGAAGAAUUCGAGAUGAAAAUUCUAAGAAGAUUAAAAUACUUCCUUGGUAUUGAAGUUGCCUAUUCGAAGAAUUUAAUUUUCCUGUCUCAACAAAAUAUGUGAUAGUUUUAGUACAAGAAACUAGACAAACAGCCUAGAACUAGUUAAUUCUCUAAUUGAUCCUAGUCUCAAGUUAAGUGUAAUAUAGGAAGACAUUGUUGUGGAUAAAGGGAUGUAUCAAUGACUGAUAGAUAAAUUGAUUUAUCUAUCACAUACACCGCAAGACAUAACAUAUGCAGUUCAUGCACAGUUCAAAACUGAUACAUUUGCAAGCAGUAUAUCGUGUUCUACACUUUCUAAAAGAAAUACCAAGAAAAGGCAUUCUAUUCAAAAAACAUGAUUAUCUAACACUUGAAGUUUACACAGAUGUAGAUUAUGUUAGAUCUAUUGUAGAUCGAUAAUCAACAUUAGGAUAUUGUACAUUUAUUAGAGGUAAUCUUAUUACUUGGAGAAGUAAGAAACAAAAUGUGGUAGCUAGAUCAAGUGUAGAAGUUCAAUUUCGUGCUAUGACACAGAAUUUGUGAGAUUCUAUGGAUCAAUAUCAUCUUGAAAGAUUUGAAGAUCAAUAGAGAUGGUCCAAUGAAGCUUUAUUGUGAUAAUAAAUCAGCAAUAAAUAUUGCUCACAAUCUUGUUCAGCAUGACAGAACAAAACACAAAGAGAUUGAUUGGCACUUCAUAAAGAAGAAGAUAGAUAGUGGACAAAUAUAUACUUUAUAUGUGCCUACAACUGAUCAAAUUGCAGAUAUAUUUACAAAAAGACUACACAGUAACAUAUUCUAUCAUCCUGCGUCCAAGUUGGGAAUAGACAACAUACAUUCACCAGCUUGUGGGGGAGUGUUAAAAAUAAUUUUUUCAUUUACUAUUUAGUUGUUUAUUUUCCUGUCCAUCAUACCUUAUAACAAAACAAUAGAUUGAACCGGUUCAAAUUGAAUUGGUCUGAUUUACCCUCUCCCAUUUCAUAACAGCCAGUCAGUAUAAAUACCAACCGUCAUGUAAGCAUUUGUGUGUGAUGAAUUGAGGGCUUCGGCCUUCUUUUAUUUUCGUGUCUCUCUCUUGUGUUACUGCUGGAGAAAGAAGGGAGGUGUUUGGAAAGGAUCAAAGUCCAACACGAUUACUAACACUUGUUCUUGAGAUUCUUUGAUUAAUAUUAAAAACACCUUAGCAAGUUGAAAACCUUUUUGUUUCAUUAUGAAAGUAAGGUCUAAGCAAUCACAUCAAUGAAUACUUCUUUCUUUCUAAAUUUUUUUUAUAUUGUUCCUUGUUGCUGUUUUAUUUUUCAGUCAAACCAGCAAAUCAAUCUUCGAAAUUGACACAUCAUUUACCCAGGGAAAACCUUGUGAAGUUAUCACUGUGUUUCUUUAAUGAAUAUUACCAAACUAUUCCUCAAGUUUCUUUCAAUUUUUUUCGUUAAGGGUCAGGUGUAAUCAUUGGCAGUCUUUCUGCAUACACUCGGUAAUCUUCUGGUUUGGAUAUUCUGCCUGAUUACCUCUCUCAAUUAGAGGCUCAAAGUGCUUAGGAUUCCCUCUGGGAGCUGAAGCAUCCAUUAAUCUUUCUUUUACCAACAUAUAUAUUUGGACUGUCAGCCAGAUUAAUGCAUUGCUGGCAUACCUUUUCCAAAUUUCAUGGUAGGGAGGGCAGUGUUUUAAGUUUUCUUCAAUCAAUUUUGGUCAUGUAUUUUUGAUAUUCAUGCUUCUUUUUUGUCCAAUGCAUCAUCUUUAAAGUUUGAGUUGAAACCUCAUUGAAGAAGCUAGACUUUCUCAAGUGGAGAAAUUAUUUAAAUGACUCUAACUGAUAUGUUCUUUUCCACUUCAGGUUUGGAUCAGUCAUAAUCGGGGCUAUUCGCUCUAAAUUGUCAGAUAAAAGGAAAGGAAACGAGGUUAGAAAAACAUCAGUAAAGAAGAGCAGUCGCCACGGUUCAUUUUCAUUUCAUGGUGGUAUGCAGGUAAUUUUCUUCAGGAGCGAGAAGAAUUUGACAUUUGCGGACUAAAUAAAAUAUUUCAUGUGUUUGCCAAAUUAUGGGAUUGCUACCCAACGAAUAAAGCAUAAAGGAAACAAGUUGGUCUUGGUUAAGCACCUGAAUUUGAUGAUAUGAUAGGGUCACUCGAGGCUCCCAGGAAAUAAGAUCAGUCUUUUUGAAAGCGCCCAAAUAGCCUACAGUCUGACCAAACUUUAUUGAUUCCGAUCUCUAGGGGAGAUUAGAUCAUUCCAAACGUCGAUAUGACAUCAGUUUUCUAACAGAAAUUGGUCGGCAUUGAGAAGACAACAAGCCUAAAAGAAGAUUUCUUUUGACGGGUAAUUAACUUUCCAUGUUCUGAUCUAAUGUUUCUUUGGGGAUUGUAACUGGUUCAUUGGCAUAAACGAGGGAAAAUUACUUUUCAGAGCUCUAUACUGGCGUUUCAACCAUACGUAGAAUACCAUGUAUGUAUAUCUAUAAAAAAUCUAAACGAACAGUAAGAUAUAAAACUAAAACGCCAGAUGAAAAUUAAAUGCAACUUGUUAAAAUUUCGUCAUAGGUGCCAGGACAGCUGAAUAUGUGGCUCUGCAACUUGCUCAAAAGAUGAUACAAUUAGCCGCACUCAUAGGGUUUGUUCUGAUUAUGUUGAAUUUCCGAGGAUAAACUAUACUUGCUUUCUUUCCCCUCAUUUUUGCAGCCUUAUGUUUAUGGAUUAGGAAAAAGUUAAACAGGAAUGCAGUGGACCAAACCUCGAUGCUUUUCCUUUAAAACAUUGACAAAUUUUGCAACCCAGAAUGAGGAACGUACAGAACAGAAGGUCUUUUGUGUUUUAGUUAGAGUCUCUAACCUGUUGAAUAGAUCAUUUAAAUCUAGAGAAUGAGUCAUAUUAAAUUAAACAUGUAGCUGGCUGCCUUACAGUUUUGGCGUUUAACGAAGCUAUACUAAAUCUUCAACAUUAAUAUUGUAUCUGAUGCUUGAAAGCCAUUGUUUGUUAAUGAUUACUCCCAUUCUUACCAUGAGGCUUAUAAUCAUUUACUUAUUAAUAAUGAUCAUGUACUUUUUAACUUUAGUUAUGUCAUCUCGAUAACCAUAGCCAAAAAAGAGAAAAUUCUAGGCGUCUUAUUUAGCUGUUAUAUAGUGUGCGAGCACUCCAUUCUUGUCAUUCCAGUUUUAGCGACACUAUCUGGAUGUUAAGCUCUCGAUGCUGUGUUAUGCAGACGCUUAUUGACGUGUUAUGCACAGAGCUUGGGAGCGAGAAUUUGAAGUUCAACUCAAAGGUCUUAUCAUUAGCAUGUAGCCAUGAUGGAAACCCAUCAUUGGACACCUGGUCAAUCUCAAUUGCAUCAAAUAAUGACAAUCAGAAGGAUGCCUUGACGUACAACUCUUUUGAUGCUGUCAUAAUGACGGUAUGUAUGCUUAAUAUGUGGAAAAUUUAAAUUAUGAUGGCUUACAUAUGGUCGAAGAUGGGAAUAAAUGAUAGACUAAGUCCUCUCUGUGCAGUUUGUAUUAAUAGCUACAUCAUGUGUCGUUUAUUCAUUAAUUCAAUAAAUAGUAUUAUGCAUGAUCGAUGAUUAUUCAUUAAUGAUUUAUGGUUUACGACCGUUGAUGAGAUAGAAAGAGAAAAGAGUAGGACAACCUAGAGCUUCGUAGAUCCUGCUUGAGGUUAGAACGUGUAAAAACAACCUUGGGAAAUGUACUUUAUUCAAAGUUUCAGCAUCUACUUGAAUAUAGAACUGACUCACUGCAAAGGUUCGAUGGCACAUACAAUGAACAUAAAGACACUAUUGCAUCAGGUGUUACCUCAUGUGCACACAUAAGAUAGCGUAGAUAUGAUAUGCUUGAUACCCAUAUAUUUUAAGGAAUUUCUCUCUUGGCGCGUCUAUUAUCCUUUCAUGCCGUUGAUGUUCAUGUUCAUUUAUCCUUUUCAGGCUCCGCUCUGCAAUGUUGAAGAAAUGAAGUUCACAAAAAGAGGAUUGCCUUUUGUGCUUGAUUUUCUUCCCAAGGUAGGAUUUGUGAUAGGUCAACAGUUGGUAUCAAAACUGCAAACCGUCUCAGCUGCUUUCUUAAAGGCAUAUUUCCCAUAUCAUGGCAGAUAAAGGCCUCCACAGAUUCCAUCUUCUAUGUGGAGAUAGCUUCUCCCAUAUAUUGGAGUGACGGUUCAUCACAAGGGUGACUCUCCUUUUUUGGAUGUCAAAACCCCUAAAACGGGCUUAAUCAUGAGACUUUAACGAGAGAGAGAUGUAGAGUUAUUAUAAGACUGUUUGAAGAGCACCUUCCGUAUAAAAAUACUGACUUUUGUUACUCAUAUCAAUGAGAAUUCGUUUUCCUUCUUGGCAUGUGAUUACUUCGUGAAUACUUAGGAUGAUAUGGCUAGUGAUCAUUGAAAAGAAACUGAAUCGGUCUUGGCUUAGUCAACUUGAUUCCCAUAUUCGGCCAAUUCAUUUCUGAUUCCCUAGGAUUCAAGCUGUCAGAAGAACUAAAAAAUAUUGAAUAUAUUUUUUUCUUAAAAUUUUCCUAUCACAUUCCUACUUUUGGCACAUUAGCAUCCUCCCUUAUCCAAUGCAGGUAACGUAUCUGCCACUGUCAGUCCUAAUUACAUCCUUCAGGAGAGAGAGCGUCAAAAGACCCCUAGAGGGAUUUGGAGUUCUUGUUCCUUCGAAGGAACAAGAAGGUGGUUUCAAAACUCUUGGUAAAUAUAAGCCAUAUAAUUUUUAUUUCAUCCAUAUUAUGCUUUUAUUUCCUAUUAUAGUCUACCCAUAUCACUCUGUUGCUCACAAGAUUAUAAGCAAUUCUUGGAAUCCCUAUCUGCAGGUACACUCUUUUCAUCUGCGAUGUUCCCUGAUCGAGCCCCAGCUGAUCAAAUACUCUACACCACCUUCGUUGGAGGGAGUCGGAACAGAGACCUAGCUGGAGCCUCACUGUAUGGGAUUUUAUCCGUGCUCUAAUCUAGAUCAUAAUCUUGGAACUUUCCCUUAUGGAAAGGAAAUAAAAAUGAUUUUUUACAUAAAUUUAAUUGUGGGCCUUAUAGUUUUACCCGCUGUCCAGGGAAGAACUGAAACAGAUUGUGCUCUCCGACCUCCACAAGCUCUUGGGUGUUGAUGGAGAGCCAAGUUUUAUCAAGUGCGUGCCCACCACCGUCAUCGGAUCCCUCUACAUCUCCACAGGGCCUAUCUCCUCCACUCGAGGGGCUCCUUCAUUCAUCAUUACUUACUAUAUAUAGCAUGGUGUUACCGCAGGCAUGUUUACUGGAGCAAGGCCUUCCCAUUGUACAGUCGUGAUUAUGGCUUAGUUCUGGAGGCCAUAGAAAGGAUGGAGCGAAAUCUUCCAGGGUUCUACUAUGCGGGCAAGUCACUAUCUACUCUUAAUCAUUUCCUCUACUGACUGAUCUAUCUGUGAUAGUUGAUAGAGAAGGCAUGAUAAACCCUUUUCGGUACAAACAGAAUCUAUAUAUGUAUGUAUAUAUUUAUGUAUAUGUAGAUUAAAUUGCCUCUUAUAGUGGAUAACUUACCAUCUAGCGACCUCUAUAUGGCUGAGAGGGCCUCCCAAGAUCCUUCGUGGUUUUUUUUAAACAAAUAAUUGAAUUUUCUUCUUCGUCUCAAUGUGAGCUUGCAGGCAAUCAUAGAGAUGGGCUUUCGGUUGGGAAGGCCAUUGCGUCGGGAUUCAGAGCCGCAGACCUUGCCAUCUCCUACCUCAACUCUUCGGUCAGAGAAGACGCAGUAUGA